CCAGCACAGAAGAGUGAGGUUAAUCAUUCCUUACACUGCCUGGAAGGAAAACUUUUUCCAACAUAGACCUGAAAAGGACCAGUGACUCGAUUGAUCGCUGCCUGGAUCUAGUUAACACUGGCACAGUCAUAUAAUGCCAUUGGAUGGAAGUCUUCUGAUGUGAUUGAGGCUUUCAACCCCAACAAGAGGACUGAAGAUAAAGGGCAUCACCAUGCAUACCACUGUGCACAGAUGGUUCACUGCUCCUCUCUGCAUUACUCUCUACACUGUGAUCUGUAUUAGUCACGUGACUGGAUUCACAUAUGGGGACUGCAUGGUACAUGACCCAAAGCAGUUCAGAGGUCAUGUAAAGUUUUUCUGCAACAAAAAAAAUCUAAAGCAGGUGCCACCAAAACUCCCACUCGACGUAACUGAUAUAAACAUCGCUCACAAUAACAUCUCAGUGAUAAAGAGUGGGGAUUUCCAAAAUCUUAUACAUUUAGGAACCUUAAACAUCUCUCGCAACUUAAUCUCUUGUGUAGAGAAAGGAGCUUUCAGAGACUUGAUUUCCCUAACAGAAUUGUGCCUGAGUGAAAACCGUUUGACCGUAAUAACAAAUGAAUUCUUCAAUGGCCUGACCAAUCUUAAACUGCUCCUCCUGGAGAAUAACUCCAUUUCGACAAUUGAAAAUUCAUCAUUUUCUGUCUUCCAUCACCUUGAGUGUGUGAAACUGUCUGGCAAUAAGCUAAGAGACGUGGAAUCAAUGCAACCCGUUUUCAGGAUACAAACACUGAACGUACUCCAUAUCGCACAUAACAACAUUUCAAUUUUUCAUUCGACUGAUAUUUCAAAUAAAUCCCUCAGACUUCAAGUGUUGAAUUUAGCGCACAAUCCUAUAAACAUUUUCAGGAUUAGUGCAGAUAUUUUCCCCCACCUUGAGGCAGUCGAUCUGUCGUUCUGUUUUUCAAAUGGUGGAUUAAAAUGGGAAGUUCUGAACACAGAUUUCUUUAAGAAUGUAAAGAGGCUUGAAAUGGCUGGUGUCAAUGUCUCAGAAGUGAAAUCCAAUGCCAUACUGCAAGCAUUUAAUAAGUCACUGGCCCAGCUAACACUGAGUGCUGUGCACCGUGCAAAAUCCCUCAUAAAUAGCACUUGUCUGAUUCCAACACUCACAGAGUUUACUUUGAGAGAUAACAGAAUCAGAAACUUAACAGGAACAGGGCUAGAGAAAUGCUUUCAAGUUAAGGUAUUGGAUCUAUACUAUAAUAGUCUUUCCAAUCUGGAAAAUGUCUUUGCAUCACUAAAAAAUCUUACUUCUUUACAACUGGGCUAUAAUAAUUUUUCAUACAUUCCAAAUAUGAUACAUAAUCUAUCCAUGUUGGAGACGUUAAACUUUGUAUUUAAUCAAAUUGAAAAAUUGGAUUGUUUCACCUUUGGAAAUCUUACCAAUCUCAAAAAUCUUUACUUGUAUGGAAACAAAAUUAAUAUGGUGAAGGACUGUGUUUUUAAAGACCUGAUAAAUCUAAAAAGCCUAUACUUAGGAACAAACCAUAUUAGUUCUUUAGGAGGAGCUUUCAAAAAUGGUCCUGCAAAGUUGGAACAUCUGGAACUAAGCUCAAACUCCUUAUCUUCCCUUAAAACUGAUGACUUCAGUGGUUUAAAAUCACUCUCUUCUUUGCGUUUAAAUGACAAUAAAAUCAAAGUAAUUGAUAACGGGACUUUUGAGGCAUUAAGUAGCUUGAGAGUACUAAACUUGCUGUCUAACAAAAUUACAGAUGAAUCACUCACACCAGAUGUUUUUUCAGGACUUUCAAAUCUUUUACAACUGCAUUUACAGAAAAAUCACAUAUUGAAAAAAGAUUCUUUUAGGAAAGCUCCUUUUUCUCAUUUAAAAUCUCUUCAAUGGCUUUCAGUUUUAUCUCAGUCUCCUCAUAAAAUGAAGUCUUUCUUGCCCUCAAAUUUUCUAUGGAAUUUGACACAUUUACAGAGUUUUUGGGCUCAGAAUCUUGGGGUUAAGUCUUUACAUGUAGACUUGUUCAAGGAUAACACCCAGAUCACCGAACUAGCCUUGAGUGGAAAUGACCUCACGGCUCUUUCUCCUGAUAUAUUCCUGCCCCUGCGAAAACUCUAUAAACUCUAUUUAGAAGAAACCCACCUGAAAACUUUAGAUUUUCUUGUGCAAGCAAACCUACACCACCUCUACUAUUUGCAGGUCAGCAAAAACCAACUUGCAUCUAUCAAUCACUCAAUUAUCCAGUCUCUCCCUGGAUUAAGGCUACUCGAUAUGCGAGGAAACACCUUCACCUGUGACUGCAGUAUGGCUUGGUUCAUCAAAUGGGUGGAGGAGGAUGACCUUACAGAAGUACUUGCAGCUAAUAAAUAUGAAUGUAAUAGUCCUCCCAAUUUGAUAGAAACUAAACUUCUAAAACUAGAUGUACAGUCGUGUAACUCACAAGAUACAGCGUUUUUUUUUUACAUAUCCAGCUUUUUACUUGUGCUUCUGACUUUGUUCACCUCUCUCAUCUAUCACUUUCUACACAGGCAAAUAGUUUAUGUCUAUUAUCUCUUCUUGGCAUUUCUCUAUGACUAUAAAAGGCAGGGGUCAAGCAAGUCAUGUGGUUUCCAGUAUGAUGCUUUUGUUUCCUACAACGCACAUGAUGAACUGUGGGUUACUAGUGAAUUGCUUCCCAAACUGGAGGGGGAACAAGGAUGGAGAAUAUGUCUGCACCACCAGGACUUCCAACCAGGAAAGCCCAUCGUGGACAAUAUCGUGGAUGGCAUCUAUGGUAGCCGUAAGACUAUCUGCGUCAUCAGCCAACACUACUUGGAGAGUGAGUGGUGCUCCAGGGAAGUGCAGGUGGCCAGCUUCCGUCUGUUCGAUGAGAAAAAGGAUGUUCUGAUCCUGGUGUUCCUGGAGGACAUUCCAACCUAUCGGCUGUCCCCAUACUACAGGAUGAGGAGCCUCGUGAAGAAGUGCACAUACCUCAGCUGGCCCAAAGCGAGACAGGACCCCCGGGUCUUUUGGGAGAAACUACGAGUUGCCCUCGGUGCCAGAAGGGGUUCUGAGGAGGAGAAUUCCCUCAGUGAUGUGCAGAAUGUUCUUUGAACCUUGUCAGAUUCUGUCAAGGGAUAAGGUCUUAAGCUCAUGUUCAGUUUGACCUAACUGAUGAAAUCAUUGUUAAAACUAUGAUUGCAGUAAUAGUUUGUUUAGUUCAUUAACUCUUUUACUAAAUGAAUGCUGAUGUGAACAUUUUACAUUAAACUUUUUUUCUCUCUUUUAAAUGCUGAAAAAUGUGGACAUGACCAUACAAAUUAACAGCACAGGAAAAUGUUAAUGAUUUCAUAGGUUAUAUUACUUAUGCCUACUGUAUGUAUGUAGGUACAUUGGUUAUUUAGCUAAAACACUCAGUAUUAAUCAAUUAAUCAUAGGGCGGCAGUGGUACAGGAGGUAAAGAAGUCGUUUAGUAAUCAGAAGGUUGCUAGUUCGAUUCCCU
Messenger RNA from Clupea harengus (Atlantic herring), 3470 nucleotides. RefSeq names its product toll-like receptor 13. The record is from RefSeq and is a predicted model, not a curated record. The coding region runs from base 212 to 3082 and encodes 956 amino acids. The transcript is spliced from 2 exons. Lineage: Eukaryota; Metazoa; Chordata; Actinopteri; Clupeiformes; Clupeidae.